AUGGAACACACCCUCUUCUACGACCACCCCGCCGACCUCUGGUCCGAGGCCAUGCCCAUCGGCAACGGCCGACUCGGGGCCAUGGUCCGGGGCACGACAAAUGUCGAGAGAUUCUGGGUCAACGAAGACUCCGUGUGGUACGGAGGGCCCCAGGACCGCGUCAACCCGGCCGCCAAAGAGAAUCUGGCUAAGAUCCGCACGCUCAUCGACGAGGGCCGCAUCCGUGAGGCAGAGAGGCUGACGAUCAAGUCCUUCACGGGGAUGCCGGAGGCCAUGCGCCAUUACGAGCCGCUGGGCGAUGUCCUGCUCCAAUUUGGCCAUGGCGCCAGCAACAUCCCCGCGAACUACCGCCGAGCUCUCGAUCUGGCUACGGGCGUCGCAAAGGUCGACUACAGAUGGGAGGACAACCAGUACAGUCGUGAGGUCUUUGCCAGCACGGCUGACCAGGUCCUCUGCGCCAGCGUCACCUCGAACAACGCCCCGCUUUCGUUCUCUCUCGCGCUGAACCGCGGCGACCACGACGAUUACGACCGCAAGCUCAACAAGACGUUCGACUCGCUGCGUCAUAUACCUGGUGGGAUGGUCCUUUCGGGAACAAUGGGGGGCAAGGGCGCCGUCGAAUUUGCGCUCGGUGUGAAGGUCGUCAUCGAGGGCGGAGAGGGGACUGUGGACGUCAUGGGGACCGACAUCGAGAUCUCAGUUGCAGCCGGCGCACGUGUGGUGAUUCUCGUAUCGGGCGAGACGACGUACCGCCACGCUGACCCUGUCGCAGCAGCUACAGACCGGUUGAGCAGCGCUGCGAAGAAGCCCUGGAGCCAACUGCUCGAGGCGCAUACAGCCAUCUUCUCUCCCUUGUACCGACGGGUGGUAUUGACCCUGCCAGAGAGCAAUGAUGGUUCAAGCAAUCCGAAUUCUCUUCGUCUUCUUCCCACCGAUCAACGAUUAGAGAGACUACGGCAGGCACAUGGAUCGCCUGGAGUGGAAGACCACGGUCUCGCAGCCCUGCUCUUUCACUAUGGGCGUUACUUGCUCAUCAGCUCAUCACUUUCCGGUCUCCCCGCCAACCUGCAGGGGAUUUGGAACUGCGAUGCGAUGCCAGUCUGGGGUUCCAAAUACACCAUCAACAUUAACAUUCAGAUGAACUACUGGCCGGCGGAGGUCACCAAUCUGCCGGAAUGCCACGCCGUGCUGUUUGAAUUCCUGGAGAAGCUGAGCACACGCGGCGCCCAGGUCGCGCGCGAUAUGUAUGGCUGCCGCGGAUGGGUGACGCACCACAACACUGAUCUGUGGGCGGACGCUGCACCGCAGGACCAGGGCGUUUGCGCGACGUACUGGAACCUCGGCGGCGCCUGGUUCUGCACGCACCUGUGGGAGCACUACCAGUUCCAUCGCGACGAGGCCUUCCUGCGCCAGGCCUUCCCGCUCAUGCACGGCGCGGCGCUGUUUUUCGUCGACUUCCUCAUCGAGCGAGACGGAGAGCUCAUCACCUCGCCCAGCACUUCGGCCGAGAACUCAUACUACUUUACGACACCAACAGGAACAACAACAACAAAGAGCGUCGGUUCCCUCUGCGCGGGACCAGCGUGGGAUGCGCAGAUCCUGCGGGAGCUGUUCGCGGCGUGCAUCGCCGCCGGAAAGGUCUUGAACGAGCCGACGGCCGAGUUCGAGACCGUACUGGCCAAACUGCCGCAACCCCAGAUCGGCCGACACGGGCAGAUUAUGGAGUGGCGCGAGGACUACGACGAGGUGGAAAUCGGCCACCGCCAUAUCUCGCAUCUGUGGGGUCUAUUCCCCGGAUCGACGAUCAAGGGGGACAAACUCCACGCCGCCGCCAAACGCACCCUCGAGCGCCGCCUGUCAGGCGGAGGCGGCCACACAAGCUGGAGCAUAGCCUGGAUCCUGUGUCUGUAUGCCCGGCUGCGCGACACCGCGGGCGUCGAACGCGCCAUCAACCAGAUGCUCGGCCACUCCGUGCUCGACAGCAUGCUCACCACGCACCCGCCCUUCCAGAUCGACGGCAACUUCGGCUUCACCGCCGCCGUGGCGGAGAUGCUCCUCCAGAGCCAUGACGGCGACUACGUCGAUCUGCUGCCCUGUCUGCCCCCUGCGUGGGAGGAAACGGGCAGCAUCAUCGGCUUACGGGCUAGGGGUGGGCUCGAGAUCGAUCUCAAAUGGAGUAAAGGCAAACUGAUCGAGGCUGGAGCCAAGUCCAGCCUCGCUCAGACUAGGAUGUUUCGCAUUCCUGGCGAGAGGCUCGUCGGUGGUGUGAGUAAGGAGUUGACCGUUGACCUGCAGGCAGAUGUGCGGGUUUGUAUCUACACUGUUACUUAA
Penicilliopsis zonata CBS 506.65 is the source of this 2331-nucleotide messenger RNA. RefSeq lists its product as hypothetical. The record is from RefSeq and is a predicted model, not a curated record. The transcript has 2 exons. Gene Ontology annotation, biological process: carbohydrate metabolic process. Bases 1 to 2331 code for a protein of 776 amino acids. NCBI's taxonomy places the organism in Eukaryota, Fungi, Ascomycota, Eurotiomycetes, Eurotiales, Aspergillaceae. Gene Ontology annotation, molecular function: alpha-L-fucosidase activity.